Messenger RNA from Tachyglossus aculeatus (Australian echidna), 798 nucleotides. Its product is annotated as olfactory receptor 1086-like. Gene Ontology annotation, cellular component: membrane. The record is from RefSeq and is a predicted model, not a curated record. Bases 1 to 798 code for a protein of 265 amino acids. Gene Ontology annotation, biological process: G protein-coupled receptor signaling pathway. NCBI's taxonomy places the organism in Eukaryota, Metazoa, Chordata, Mammalia, Monotremata, Tachyglossidae. The transcript is spliced from 4 exons. Gene Ontology annotation, molecular function: olfactory receptor activity.
AUGCUAACAAACCUUUUAUUAGAGAAGAAGGUCAUUUCUUUUGCUGGAUAUGCAGCCCAGAUGUAUUUCUGUAUAGCUCUGAUAACUGCUGAAGGUUUUAUUCUGACAGCAAUGUCCUAUGACUGUUUUGUGGUCAUCUGUAAUCCAUUAAUGUAUACAAUUAUCAUGUCCCCAAAAACGUGUGUAUCCUUGGUCAUUGGUAACUGCUUAGAUGGCUUUCUUCAUUCAGCCCUUCAUACAGAUUUCACUUUUUCAUUACCCUUCUGCGGCUCUAAUGAAAUCAGUCAUUUCUUCUGCUGCAUCACCCCUCUGUUGUCACUCUCUAGUUCAGAUACCUCCCUUACCGAACUGCUGCCUUUCAACUUUGUCCUUUUUAUUGAAGUCAUCAUGGUGAUAGCCAUCCUGACCUCUUAUGCUGCCAUUCUCAGCACCAUCCUCAGAAUCAACUGUACCAGAAGCAAGUGCAAGGCUUUCUCCACAUGUGCAGCCCAUUUGGCUGCAAUGAGCAUAUACCAUGGGACAGUACUCUUCAUAUCAGAUAAUCAAGCUGGGGAAUUAGAAAAGGAUCAUGCUCAGAAAUUUGCACCACAUCAGAAGGCAGUGCAGCCUGGGACAUUUCUGGAAGCCAACAUCCUCACUGUAUUGGCUCUAACCUCUGGGGCCAUUCACUAUUUUAUCUGGCCUUACAUUAAUCCAUUUUUGCCUGAGUUUCUGAAGAAUAUUCAGGAACUAAUGAAAUCCCUAUCCUUAUCAAGGCUGCACCAACCACCGGAAACAAAGUACUCUGUGCCAACCUGA